AUGGAUUAAGAAAUUGUGGAUUAACUAACUCUAGAUUCUAUUCCUUACUACGAAGAAUAACUGUAUGGGGCUUUAUAAGUGAUAAUUGACUUAUAAUAGAAAGUGGAAUAACAUGAAAUGAUUUUAGAUGAUGUAUGUAUAAUAUUUUAUAAAAUAAGGAAAAUUCCAACGAAAACUUGGCAGAAGAUGUGGAAGGUGAUUUUCAAGAAAUAAUUUCAACUAUCUAACAAUAGUAAUUAAAGGAAUUGCAAGAUAUAGAUGAAAUAAGUUAAAAAUAGCAGGAGGAUUUUGAUUAAUUAUUUAAAGUAUGAUGUAUAUUUCUAUUAGUAACUACAUGAGUUGGAAUAAUUGACUACAUAAUACUAAUAAGAAAAUAACUCAGAUGAAUAAUAAAUAAAAAUGACACAAAAAUUGAUUUAUGAAAGACAGCAAUAACUAAAAGAACUAAGUGAAUAAUUUAUGAUGUAAGACAUUCAUAAUAAAGAAAAUCAAAAUAUCAUAUAAAACUUCUAAUAAAAACUGUAAUUGAAUGCUAUCACCAUACCUUAAGAUGGUUCUAAAGAAGAGAAAAGAGAAAUUACUUAAUUUGUCGAACUUCAACGUUAAGAAUCAGAAGAAGAUGUAGAUUACAUCCAAUAUCUUCAAUUAACCGAUUACAAGUAAAAACUUGAGGAAGAGUUGGAAUAAAUUGCAAAAUAACCAAUAGUAGAGAAAGAAAAGAUUGAUGCAUCUACAUAAACUUGUUAAUAAGACUUUCCAAUUAAACAUAAAAAUUAUGAUGAAUUUGCUUAUUCUAGCAGUUGUGUGUAACCAACUUUUUCUUUGGAAAACACCCCAAAAACAAGCCAAAUACUAUUGCAUUCCCUAUUAAAAGAGGAAAAAUAAAAAAAUAGAGGUUGCUGUUCAGAUUGCAGAAUUUACUGAAAAUUAAAUAAUUUU
Paramecium sonneborni is the source of this 939-nucleotide messenger RNA. The record is from the annotation of a GenBank genome assembly. Lineage: Eukaryota; Ciliophora; Oligohymenophorea; Peniculida; Parameciidae.